AUUUCCUUAACAACUAAAACGAUAUUAAAUAACGAUGACAACAAAAUUAUUAAUAACAGUUAUCUUCGUCAUUUGGGGCUUGGCAACUUCACACGCCACUAAUCCCUUAAUAGGUGGAAAGCCAAUAAUAUUGCCAACUUGUCCCGUUCCCACGGAGCAGAUUUUAAGAUGUUUGAGACAAUGGGCUUGUCAGCAUGUCAUACGUUUGGAUUUAAGAUGCCUGUUAAAUCUUAACGGAAAUCCGCUUCUUGGUGGACUCUUGGGUGGCAAUGGUCUAUUAGGUGGCGGUAAUGCAGGUGGUGCAGGCGGUGGUGUCCCUGGUGCUGGUACUGGCAUUGUCGGCGGUCUAUUAGGACGUUAAUUAAUCUUCUUAUUCCUCUUAUUUUCAAAAUUUAAAAAUAAACAUAAUCAUUACUAAAA
Messenger RNA from Calliphora vicina (urban bluebottle blowfly), 420 nucleotides. RefSeq lists its product as uncharacterized. The record is from RefSeq and is a predicted model, not a curated record. The coding region runs from base 35 to 361 and encodes 108 amino acids. The transcript has 5 exons. NCBI's taxonomy places the organism in Eukaryota, Metazoa, Arthropoda, Insecta, Diptera, Calliphoridae.